AUUUUAUCAUAAAUAUAAUAUUCAUAAUAAUACUUCAGUCCAAAGACUUGCUAAUAGAUAUUAUAAUUGCUAGCAUGCGAAAUUUAGGAGUUAGAGGAAAGACUGAAUGAUGGAUGAUUAGACAAAAUGUUGGAUAAUUUGAAAAUAGUAUUGUUUUGUGCUGUUCUUAGUGUCAGUAUCACACCAACCUCUGGGCAAUGUAGUGAACCCUUGCCACCUGAACAUGCCUACACGUUAACAGUUUCACAAGUCUCGUACACGUCAGGCGAGAUCUACGAGUUUCUAUGCAUACCUGGUUAUAAGUUGGAUGGGAGCGGUAACCUGACAUGUUCUGGUACCAGUUGGACUCCGGGUCUACCAUCCUGUAUUUCAGCAGAGAUAUUGAAGUGGUGGGUCUAUCUGGUUUGUGUCGUUGUUGCAAUUAUUCUGGUUCCCUGUAUCCUACCAAGGAUAUAUGCAUGUAUAUGUAAAAAAAAGAGCAAAUCUGAUGACCGUAAACCCCUUACAAAAGACAAAGGUGGUUACCAUGGUAAAGGAGGUGAACCGCCAGGAGUAUGGAGGAAGAAUAAACCCUUAACACCAGUUACUGAUAGAGGGAAACACAAGCUUAGCUCACUUCAAAAUAAUUACGCAGGUUAUCCUCACUCAAAGAACACUUAUUACUGAACGUUGAUUGGCUUAUACCUUAUCAGUAUUUAUAUACAUGUAAGA
Mytilus trossulus (common blue mussel) is the source of this 711-nucleotide messenger RNA. RefSeq lists its product as uncharacterized. Lineage: Eukaryota; Metazoa; Mollusca; Bivalvia; Mytilida; Mytilidae. Bases 127 to 666 code for a protein of 179 amino acids. The record is from RefSeq and is a predicted model, not a curated record. The transcript is spliced from 5 exons.